Messenger RNA from Brienomyrus brachyistius, 3818 nucleotides. RefSeq names its product tetratricopeptide repeat domain 13 (gene ttc13). The transcript has 23 exons. The coding region runs from base 33 to 2513 and encodes 826 amino acids. The record is from RefSeq and is a predicted model, not a curated record. Gene Ontology annotation, molecular function: protein binding. NCBI's taxonomy places the organism in Eukaryota, Metazoa, Chordata, Actinopteri, Osteoglossiformes, Mormyridae.
CCAGCGCUUUUAACCUGCUCAUAAAACACAACAUGGCACCUGCUGGCCGGGGUGCUGUUGUGGUUGCGCUUUCAUUACAAUGUUUGUGCCAAGCGAUUUUUUCCACCGAGCACUUUUCUACUCUUACGUUCUUCAACAGUGAGCUGCACAAGCAUGGCUGUAACUCUCCCUCCGAGUGGGAAGAAUAUGCCGGAGAUUGUGAGUCAUCCGCGCUCCAGCUUGAAGAUCCAGACUGUGAGGAAGCCGGCAGUGCUGCUUGUGAAUCAGUCUUUUCGCUGAAUGCAGAGAAGAUUCUGAGCCAAGCAAAGCUGUUCAUUGAGCAGAAGCGAUUCCCAUUCGCUGUUGAGAACCCAAACAUAAAUGAGGAGUUAGCAAUAGGUUACGUGCUUAUUGGAAAUGGCCUAUAUGAUGAAGCCGUCAAACACUUCUCCUUGCUAUUGCAGGGGGAUCCAGAGCUGGUCAGUGCCAUCUAUGGUCGGGGGAUAGCUUACGGAAAGAAAAGUUUACAGGAUAUUAAGAAUGCAGACCUGGCGCUGUAUGAGCUAGGCCGCGUCAUCACCCUGGAGCCGAGCCAACCGGAGGUCUAUGAGCAGCGGGCAGAGAUACUUUCCCCGCUGGGACGGAUCAGCGAGGCCCUGAGCGACCUCUCCAAAGCCAUCCAGCUGGAGCCCUCGGCCCGCCUCUACAGGCACAGGGGGACUCUGUUAUUCGUGUCUGAGGACUACACUGCUGCUCUGGAGGACUUUCAGCAGUCAUUGGACCUGAAAAAAAAUCAGCCUAUUGCAAUGUUGUAUAAGGGCUUAACUUUCUUCCACAGAGGAAUGCUUAAGGAGGCCAUAGAGACGUUUAAGGAAGCUCUUGUGUUAAAAUCAGACUUCAUAGAUGCAUACAAAAGCCUUGGACAGGCUUACAGGGAGCUGGGCGACUUUGAAGCAGCCAUGGAGAGCUUCCGGAAGGCCCUGCUGCUGAACCAGAACCACAUUCAGUCUUUGCAGCUCCGGGGCAUGAUGCUCUACCAUCACGGCAGCAUCCAGGAGGCCAUCGGCAACUUCAAGAGAUGUCUACAGCUGGAGCCCUACAACGAGGUCUGCCAGUACAUGAAGGGCCUGAGUCACGUGGCGAUGGGCCAGUUCUACGAAGGCAUUAAAGCGCAGACCAAAGUGAUGCUGAAUGACCCUCUGCCAGGCCAGAAGACCAGCUCCGAGUAUCUCAAAGUGAAGUACCUCCGAGAAUAUUCUCGCUAUAUGCACUCCCAUCUCGAUAUGCCUGUGGCGGAGUACAACGUCGAUCAAGAUCUUCCAGGAAACUUUAAGAACCACUGGGCUAAAAACCUUCCUUUCCUUAUAGAAGAAUAUGAGGAACAGCCUGGGUUGCAGCCACACAUAAAGGAUGUUCUACCUCAGAACUUCGAAAGCUAUAAUGCAGAAGUGCAGAAGCUUAUUUGCACUGCCGAUCAUCUCGGUGCCCUUAUGCAAUACAACACGCCGGGGUUUCUCCCAAACCUGCGGCUACACAGAGCCAUGGGCCUGGCGACCAUAGAGGUCAUGCAGGCCAUGCAGCGAACCUGGAGCAACUCCAAGGUGCGAGUCAACGGCAAAACCCGGCCGAUGCAGUGGAGGGACAUGUUCGACAUCGCGGUGAAAUGGAGGAGAAUCGCCGAUCCGGACCAGCCCGUGCUCUGGUUGGACCAGAUGCCAGCCAGAAGCCUCAGUAGAGGCUUCAAUAACCACAUUAACCUCAUCAGAGGCCAGAUCAUCAACAUCCGAUACUUGGAUUAUUUUGAUAAUAUACUCCGCUUCAUCAAAGACCGGAUUCUAGUUUACCAUGGAGCAUAUAACCCGCGAGGAAUAAUUGAAGUUAGACAAGCUUUGGAAAAUGUCAACAAGGUAGAAGACCUUCUUCCAAUAAUGAAGCAGUUUAAUAGUAAAACCCGGGACGGUUUCACUGUCAACUCCAAGGUUCCCAGUUUAAAGGAUCCUGGGAAAGAGUACGAUGGCUUCACCAUCACCAUUACGGGCGACAGGGUGGGAAACAUGCUGUUCUCCAUAGAUUCCCAGACCACUGAGGACCGCACGCAGCAGUACCAGUCCGAGAUCGAGUUACUCUAUAAGGACCUUACCAAUAAGGGCAAAGCCCUUAUGCUGUCCUCGGAGCCUGGGGAUGCAGAUGCUGUCUGUAAUUUGAUCCUCUCCCUGGUUUACUACUUCUGUAACCUAAUGCCCCUAUCGAGAGGGUCCAGUGUUGUAGCGUACUCUGUCGUCAUGGGAGCGCUGAUGGCCAGCGGGAAGGAAGUAAUUGGAAAAAUUCCGAAAGGAAAGCUCUUAGAUUUUGAGGCCUUGACAAUAUCCAGCCCCGACAACUUCACUAAAACAGCUAAGAACUGGAUGAAUCUGAAGAGCCUUCCAGUUUGGUACCACAGUCUUCCAUCGGUUGCAGAAGCAUUUCCUACAACCAGAACCAUGAUUGAGGUUUUAAACACCGACUCCACAUCGCACUGCCCAAAGAAGUCCUAACCCUAACCCUCUUAGUGUGGACAUCAGGACAUGACCUCUUUACUCGCCUUCUCUGGUUUUAGUCACAAUCAGAUCCAGUCGUCUAAAAGCACAAAUAGAUGUUCUCCUCAGAUUUCAGGGUACUUCUUUUUUUAAUAUAUCUCCGUACUCGUUCUGUGCGAUAAUCCUAGGGCGGGUACCACGGAACACGUUCCGUUCAUCGUGGUUCAUAUUCCCCCGGAUCGAGAAUAAGCUUCAGUUUCAGCUCGUUUUAUUUACAAGUCACUUUCCAGACCACAGGAAGACGCCCUCGAUCUUCUUUAAUUCCAUGAAUCUGUAAGGGUUCCUGCGGACACAGGAAGCCAAGAAAUCUCAGCAUUACAUGUUUUCAUUACACCUACAUUUGUAUUUCAAUUAGGUCAAGGGUAAUGGUUUAAGGGUUAGGGACAAUUUCAGCAUGGAUUCUCCAUUACGUUCCUGUAGCUGCAGUUGACUGUUAUAGACUAAGCAUUAAGGAAAUCAUUCAGAACAUUUAAAAUUUGAAGCAGGUUACACCUUUUUAUUUAAAAUGCUAUGUAGCAGGUUAGAUUAUACAAAAAUAUAAGCAGAUAAAAGUAACUCUGGGGUUUUAAACAUGUCUUUCAGGGUUUGGUUAUUCCAAGUGAAAUAAUGGAAUAAGUGCAAAAAAACAAGCAAUCCUUUCUUUGGCUCUUUCUGUUAUUGGGGAGAAGUUGGGGGGGUCAUUUUCAUGCUGGUAUUUUCCGUGUCGAUAGUGGUACGCUUGCCCAGCGAGUUUUUCUGCGCUCGCUCUGCUAUAAAUUCGACCACUUUAAUCAUUGACAGCACCGUGGAACGGAAGCGCUCAGAUGCAGCCUAAUCCCUGUGGUUCUGAAGGCCUCUUUAAAAAAAAAUUGUCUAUUUCUGUGGCACAGGGGGUGUAAAUCCCUGAGAUUACGUAACGGCUUACAGCUACUGUCUUAAGUCACACACAUGAAUGGAGUAGUUGCCUCUUAUUAAGAAUGAAAAUGGAAAUGUGCAUUGAUUUGCCUUCCCAAUGAUAAAAGAUGCACAUUUUUGCUAAAAAGGAGCCGUUUUAGCCCUUAGCGUGCCCGUUUCGAACCAUGAGGCUGUAUUGGCAGAGAGUCUGUUAUUGCACUGUAUACCAGGUUAAAAUGCAAAGUUGAAAAUGAUUUUAUUUAUAAAAGAGGGCAGUGUCAUUUUAUUAUUUUUUUUCCCCAUCAGAAACUCAUAGGUUUAGAGAACAUUCUGUUGGGGUUUCUGUGAGAAGUGGGUACCUGGUGAUAAAUAAAGUUGGUUGACAAUUAA